This is a messenger RNA of Cuscuta europaea, 1019 nucleotides long. Lineage: Eukaryota; Viridiplantae; Streptophyta; Magnoliopsida; Solanales; Convolvulaceae. The record is from the annotation of a GenBank genome assembly.
CCCACCGAUAAGACAUUGCAAAGGAGAAAGCUUUCGUUGGUAUGCCGCCAUUCCGAGUACCUCGAACCUCAUCAACCACAUUGGGGUUCCUCUAAUUUCUCUUCCAUUUCUUCACAACCAGGAACAUUACCGCCCAAGGUUUUUGUUGGUUACUCAAUUUAUAAGGGAAAGGCUGCUCUUACAGUGGUUCCUUGUGCUCCAGAGUUCUCACCUUUAGAUUCAGGGGCAUUCAAACUGUCAAAAGAGGGCUUUGUGUUACUUCAGUUUGCUCCCGCAGCUGGUGUUCGUCAGUAUGAUUGGAGCAGAAAGCAGGUGUUUUCAUUGUCAGUUACUGAGUUAGGGUCUUUGAUUGGCCUUGGGGAAAAAGAGUCAUGCGAUUUUUUUCAUGACCCUAACAAAGGAAAAAGUGAUGAAGGCAAAGUCAGGAAGGUGUUGAAGAUUGAACCCCUACCUGAUGGAUCUGGCCAUUUCUUCAAUCUCAGUGUGCAAAACAAGCUUAUAAAUGUUGAUGAAAGCAUCUACAUACCUGUUAUGAGAGCUGAAUUCACUGUUCUUGUAUCUGCUUUCAAUUUUGUAUUGCCAUAUCUUUUAGGUUGGCACACCUGCGUAAGCUCCUUCAUUCCAGAUGAAGAGACAAGCCAUGCAAAUACUGCUAAUCCCAGAUCAGGUGCUACUUUUGAGUGGCAAAGAUAGAUAUGAGAAAUGGUACUGACUUGUGAGGUCACUGGUGAUGGGCUUGCUUCUUGCACUUCAAUCUUUUUGCCAUUACUCUUUCAUCUGGUCAUGAUGUAUUUUGUUGGGUGCAAGUUGUAACCGGGUACAUAACACCGAAUGCUACCAUCAUGAAACAUUAAUAUAGUCGUUAUGCAAUAUUAGUUGUUAUGUGCUGAUUAUGGAAGAUUUCAAGCCAUUGUCAAUGAAUCAUCACAAUCGUGUCAUAAUGAGCAAGUAGUUUAUUGCACUAUUUCCAUUUUUUUAUAUUAAAUACUCGAUCUAAUCGAGGAUGAUUAAAACUCUUC